AUGGCGAUUCAAGCUUCCGAGCCCGCUCGUAACCCGAAUUCGAGCCCAAGAUCCGCCCCAAACAGACACUCCACAAAAACCCCCAAUUCCCAAACACAGAAACCAUCCUCUUCCUCUUCACAGUCCAACACGCAGCCAGCGCCUCUCUCUGACCCGUUCCGCAGCCGCUCCUCAGCCACAUCCUCCUCGUCGUCGUCCUCCUACCGGCUGGACACCUCCGUCGCUACCAAUUCCGUCGCCAGCCGCGCCUCCCUGUCCAGCCUCCGCGACACCCUCCCAGAGAGCACGCAAAUCUACGACUUCUCCGAGAUCCGCGCCGCCACCAAUAACUUCCUCGCGAAGCGCCUCUCCGCCUCCUCCCAGUCGUGGCGUUGUUCCCUCAACGGCAAGGACGCCGCCGUCUUCCAGAGGAAGCUCCGGAAAUCCGUGUCCGAAUCGGACGUCCUGCAGAAGCUCGCCGUCAUCAGCCGGAGUCACUUCACGAGCAUCGUGAAGCUCCUCGGCGUCUCGAUCUCCGGCGAGCACAUCUACCUCGCCUAUGAAUUCGUCCGCGGGUCGGAUCUGGAGUCGUGCCUGCGGAACAAACUGAACCCUAAUUUCACGGUUCUCUCCAAUUGGAUGUCUCGCAUUCAGAUCGCGACCGAUGUGGCCCACGGCCUCGACUACAUCCACAGCACGGCGGGGCUGGGCAUCGACAUGGUCCACAAGCACGUCAAGAGCAGCGGCAUCCUCGUGGCGGACCCAUCGCUCAACGCCCGGAUCUGCCACUUCGGGGCCGCGGAGCUCUGCGGCGAGACGGAGGGGGGCGGGGCGGAGCUCGACGGGGUGAGGGGGUACAUGUCGCCGGAGUUCAGGGUCAGCGGACUGGCCACGCAGAAAUCGGACGUGUACGCGUUCGGGGUGGUGAUUCUGGAACUGAUGACCGGACAGGAGCCGGUGAGGUACAGGUUCGACCGGAGCAGCGGGAAUCAGAGGCUGAUCUCGGUGAUUGAGACAGCAAGGGAGGCGGUGGGCGGUGGGGAACGAGAGGAGCAGACGGCGGCGGUGGAGGGAAGGUUGAGGCGGUGGGUGGAUAAGAGGCUGGGGGAUUCGUUUCCGGUGGAGGUGGCGGAGAGGAUGGUGCGGGUGGCGCUGCAGUGCGUGCAGGAAGAUCCGGAUAAACGACCCGAAAUGAAAUGGGUCGCGGGUAAGAUAUCCAAGCUUUAUUUGGCGUCUAAGGUUUGGGCUGAUAGAGUAAAGGUUCCCACGGAAAUUUCUGUUUCCUUGGCUCCCAGAUAG
Molecule: messenger RNA, 1278 nt
Organism: Striga asiatica
Lineage: Eukaryota; Viridiplantae; Streptophyta; Magnoliopsida; Lamiales; Orobanchaceae
Source: the annotation of a GenBank genome assembly